UUCGCUAACUACAGUACGCAUCGACCAUUCCUAUUUAUCGCGAAAUCUUGCUGUAACUGCUCAGUCUUGUGCGUCGUUUGAUAGCAAUCCUCGAACUGUUAUUUUAUCUCACUAGCUGUAUUUAUCCGGAUCCGGAUUAGCGAUAUCAUAUUUCGAUUUUUAGAUGGCAACUCAAGUUUGUACGAUUUGAUGUGCGUGGAGGCCAGCGGUAACGCCGUUAUGUUAGCCCGAAACAGCUAGCUCGUAUUCGCUCUGUUUUGUUUCCGUGAGUUAUAAGGAAAUACUUUCAUUUUUUGGUUUUAGUGCUAGAUGAGUGAGGUGGGUGUGGCCUCCCAUCAGACUGACCAUCCUGAUUGACGGAUUCCUGGAUGACCUUGUCCCUGCCCCCGUCCCCGCCCUCACAUACACCGUUCCCACUGCAAUGUCACAUCUGCCCAGCAGCUCAGUCCGCGAUCAUAUGAAAUGGGCAGGGUUGCUUGGCUGUGAGGCUGUUCUCUCAAGUAUGGCCCUGAUGCAGGCCAGCUCCAUGGCCGGUCCGCCAAAGAAGAUGAUGGCUCCGCUCGGACAUGGACCACCGCCCCAGAGGGAUGGCCCUGACCGCGGUCCUCAGAGUCACAUGAUCCUGCCAUCUGGAAUGAGCUGUCCACCCCUGCUUAUCCGGAAGGAGGGCGACUUCCACACCCCCCGCCUGCUGGACGAGAAGGAAAUGAGGGCCAAUGAAGACAUGCAGCUGAAAAAGAAGAACAGGAAGUCAGGAACGCCCUGUAAAGUGAGAGAGCAAGACGGGAGGGGAGGGAAGGUGGUUGUUGUGGAUGAGAAUGGUAACUGUCCAAUAUCUAAAGUGCAGAAAAACUUCAUCUGCAAUCAUUGUUAUGGCGCAUUUAGGAGUGGAUAUCACCUGAAGAGACACAUCCUCAUUCAUACAGGGGAGAAGCCGUACGCUUGUGGCAUAUGUGACAUGAGAUUUAUUCAGCGUUACCACCUGGAGAGACACAGCCUGAUUCACACGGGGGUGAAGCCGUACGCUUGUUCCAUGUGUGACAUGAGGUUUUUCCAGCGUUACCACCUGGAGAGACACAGCCUCACUCAUACGGGGGUGAAGCCGUAUGCAUGCAACAUGUGUGACAUGCGAUUCUUCCAACGUUACCACCUGGCGAGACACAGCCUCACUCAUACGGGGGUGAAGCCGUACGCUUGCAACAUGUGUGACAUGAGGUUCUUCCAGCGUUACCACCUGGCGAGACACAGCCUCACUCAUACGGGGGUGAAGCCGUACGCUUGUUCCAUGUGUGACAUGAGGUUUUUCCAGCGUUACCACCUGGCAAGACACAGCCUCAAACAUACGGGGGUGAAGCCGUACGCUUGUUCCAUGUGUGACAUGAGGUUCUUCCAGCGUUACCACCUGGCGAGACACGGCCUCACUCAUACGGGAGUGAAGCCGUAUGCUUGUUCCAUGUGCGACAUGAGGUUUAUUCAGCGUUAUCAACUGGAGAGACACAGCCUCACUCAUACGGGGGUGAAGCCAUUUGGUUGCACCAUGUGUGACAAGAGGUUCUUCCAGCGCUACCACCUGGCAAGACACAGCCUCACUCAUAUGGGUGUGAAACCUUACGCUUGCACCCUGUGUAACAUGCGGUUUGUUCAGCGCUACCACCUGACAAGACACAGCCUCAAACAUACGGGGGUGAAGCCGUACGCUUGCACCAUGUGUGACAAGAGGUUUUUCCAGCGAGACCACCUGCGGAGACACAGCGUCACUCAUAUGGCGGUGAAGCCGUUCGCUUGCACCAUGUGUGACAAGAGGUUUUUUCAGCGCCACCACCUGCAGAGACACAGCAUCACUCAUAUGGGGGUGAAGCCGUACGCUUGCACCAUGUGUGACAAGAGGUUUUUUGAGCGCCACCGCCUGCGGAGACACAGCAUCACUCAUAUGGGGGUGAAGCCGUUCGCUUGCACCAUGUGUGACAAGAGGUUUUUUCAGCGCCACCACCUGCGGAGACACAGCAUCACUCAUAUGGGGGUGAAGCCGUACGCUUGCACCAUGUGUGACAAGAGGUUUUUUCAGCGCCACCACCUGGCGAGACACAGCGUCACUCACAUGGGAGUGAAGCCGUAUGGUUGCACAAUGUGUGACAAGAGGUUUUAUCAGCGCCACCACCUGGCAAGACACAGCGUCACACAUAUGGGGGUGAAGCCAUACGGUUGCACCAUGUGUGACAAGCGGUUUUACCAGCGUUACCUCCUGGCAAGACACAGCCUCACUCAUUUGGGUAGGGGCCCGCUCACCGUACCCACUGUACCCAAGAUCAGGCUACACCUGAACCCCAGUAUACAGGGGGUGAAGCCAUAUGGUUGCACCAUGUGUGACAAGAGAUUUUACCAGCGAUACCACCUCUCAAGACACAGCCUCACUCAUUUGGGUGUGAAACCUUACGCUUGCACCAUGUGUGACAUGAGGUUUGUUCAGCGCUACCACCUGACAAGACACUGCCUCACUCAUACGGGGGUGAAGCCGUAUGCUUGUUCCAUGUGUGACAUGAGGUUUAUUCAGCGUAACCACCUGGAGAGACACAGCCACACUCAUACGGGGGAGAAGCCGUUUGCUUGUGACAUGUGUGACAUGAGGUUUAUCCAGCGUUACCAUCUGGAGAGACACAAGCGUGUCCACAGCGGAGAGAAGCCUUAUCAAUGUGAGCGAUGCCAGCAGAACUUCUCGCGGACGGACCGGCUGCUGCGACAUCGGCGGCUGUGCCAGGGCCGUGGUGUGGCCAAGGUGGAGAACCAGCCGUGCUGCGAGCCCCGCCCUUACUCCCAGGAGCCCCCACCCGCUCCACCCACCUGGAGCCCCCUUCACCCACCCCCUGGUCGACUGGCUGUCUGACUGACAUUCCCUCCCAUCCUCCCUCCCUCCAUACACACACACCAUCUCCCAGAGACAGGACAGGCCACCUAGUCUCACUCAACCCUGCACUCAGUGGCGCCACACUUUGGCAAAGACUGAUCCUUCAUCUCGGGUCCUGAGGUUACUAUGACAGUGGGACAGAUGUUUUUGUCUUCUUUUGAGAGCGAGUGUCCUUCGAUAAUCGCUGGUCUAUUUUGUACUUAAUCUAUUUUUUAAAAGUUGUUUUUUAUUAUUAUUUAGAUGUAUUGUUUGCUGUUGGUGGUACUCUCUGGUAGAGGGGGUGGGUGUUAAUGUUUGUUACACCAUAACAAUGAUGAAGUGGGAUAUAUAUAUAUAUAUCUAUAUAACAAUAAACAACACAGGACGUUUGUAGAAAAUGUAGUUUGUGAAAGAAAAAAAGAGUUGUCAGACAAUGGUACAGGUGUCAGAACUAAAACUAAAAAGGGGUUCCAUAAAGUUUGAUUUUAGGACGAUAUAGGCAAGUGGAGGAUGUCCUAACAGGUCAGAAGUGAAGGGUCAGGUCAGAGGAUAUUGUGGUUCUUGUUGGAUAAAGUUGCUGAUGACUCAGGACGUGGAACAGACAUGAUGAUAGCGUUAGCAAGUUACAUUGCACCCUUUAACUGUGUAUGUACGGAGGUCUAUGGGAGCAGGUCGCAGGCUCUCUUUUACAGUCAGUUCUUAAAAAGAUGUACGUGGAAAACAACGGCACAAGAUGGCAGCUUCAGCAAGUUCCAUUACUUUGUUUGUACAGAUCCUCGUGUUGAGAGCAUAGCAGGAGGUAUACACAGUCUUGUGGCCUAUGUUAUUUGUUUAAUUUUCCUUUUGUUUUUUUUUUUUUAGUUCAUGGUUUAAUUAUAAUUUUCAGAUACGAUUAUAAGGAUGCGCCACUUGCCUUUUUAAAAGCUGGGUAUGUUUUUCCAAAGCUGUCACCCUUAUAGAACACUGCUUACUACAAUGGCACUAUAAGGCAUAGGCAAAUAUUCCUUCAUCUGUUCGUUGAGAAUUGAUAUAGUGCUGGUUAUUAUUGGUAAUAAUUUAACCCUGGGUUCCUGAAUGAUUACGUGAGGGGAGUUUGACAAUUCCAGUGAGAUGCUAAUAGUGCUAACUUCAAUUUGUCAAGCAUUGCUUUGGCCAGCUAAAGGCCAUACAGAUCAUUUUUCUCAUAGUUAAAUGAACACUUGUUUCACUUUGCUACACACGAACAAAUACAAAUGCCUUUAACUGAGAUUGGGGUAGGUGUGUAUAAAGGAUUUCUGUCAUGUUCUUUCGGGGGUUAGCCUUAACUCGAAUAAGAUCUCUCUUAAAUAAUCAUUGUAGUGUAAAAUUAUAUUGUAAUGAAUGACUGUAACCUGUACUGAACUUUGUCUGUGGUUUACCCCUUUUAUUAACAUCUAUCUACUCUUGUCCUGGUUAAUCAGUAUUCCUAUUGGUGGUGUUCCACAGCAGCCUGUCUGUGGGCUUGUAGAGCAGUUUAGGGAAGGAUCUCUGAAACCUGGUACUGAGGACCAGUGUGUGCUGGACUUCACUUAAACCGUGUCAUUGAAUUGAAUGAUUCUCAAUGUCGCCAGGCUACUACUGUUAGUGAAACCAAUGUACUUUUGUUUAUUUAGUAAUGCCAAAUAUUCCAGAAAUGUUGCGAUGUACAGUCUGCAGUAGUUAAGAUAUUUAACUGUUUUAAAAAUGCCUGAGUGAUUAAAUGAUGCAAUCCAGCAAACAGGGGUAUUCUAGUACCAGGGUUAAGAAACUGCAGCUUACUGUAUGAUUUGGCAACCCCUUGCCCCAAGAAAUGUGGAAAGGAUGCCACCUGUAACCACCACUAUCCACUAGUGAGGCCACAGGGCAAGGUUGGUUGCCAUUAACUGUUAAAGCCCUCUCAGUUCUGUCCUUUUAAGUAUUGUUCUCAAUCUCAUGAUGAAAAUGCAAUAGAAUCUUUUGAGUCUGCUCAGUUAAUACAGUGAGGUUUAUUUUCUUCUAAGGGUCUGGUAAAGGAUGGUGCGGUUAGAGAAGAGCUUGCUCUCUGCUCUACUGUAUUUGACGAUUCUGGUAAUGUUUCAAGGACCUUUUUUUCUGAUAAUAUAAACACUGGAGUGAUAAAAACAAAAGUAAAAAACAUGAAAUAUGGAUUUUUUUUUUUUAUGUUCUAGAUUUUAGUCUUUAGACAGAGCCUCUUACUACUCAACUUGACAAAGAUGGCAGAACCAUUUGGAUCAGUACUGUGUUGAGAGCCCAGGGCGUUUUAGUCAUUUCAAGAUUAGAGGUGGUAGUACCUCAAGAAAAUGACUGUUUUUAUACAGGUCCCCUUCUAUUUGUAGUGAAUUAUAUUGAUAUAAAUAUUAGGUAAGCAACAGCAUCUACAUUAGCUAUCACAAGUUAGUAUUUUCUUUGUCUUUAUUAGUCUUGCAUGCAGAGUUAUGGUCCUCAGUUAAGAUAGGAUCUUAUAUUGAUUAUUAUUUUGUCUAAGCAAAAUACGUGCAUAAAAAUAACUUCUUUAAAAAAUGUUACAUUUGAUUAUUGUAAAAAUGGGGAAACUAAUAUGUACCAUUGUGAUCCAAUUAGUUUUAAUUGUAAGGGGAGAGGCUUCCUACCAUUAUGCUGAAAUAAAAUACUUUAUAAAAGA
Molecule: messenger RNA, 5519 nt
Organism: Oncorhynchus gorbuscha (pink salmon)
Lineage: Eukaryota; Metazoa; Chordata; Actinopteri; Salmoniformes; Salmonidae
Product: gastrula zinc finger protein XlCGF58.1-like
Exons: 26
Coding region: 422-2881 (819 amino acids)
Biological process (GO): regulation of transcription by RNA polymerase II
Cellular component (GO): nucleus
Molecular function (GO): RNA polymerase II cis-regulatory region sequence-specific DNA binding; DNA-binding transcription activator activity, RNA polymerase II-specific
Source: RefSeq, a predicted model, not a curated record